Anopheles bellator is the source of this 1050-nucleotide messenger RNA. RefSeq names its product spermidine synthase (gene SpdS). NCBI's taxonomy places the organism in Eukaryota, Metazoa, Arthropoda, Insecta, Diptera, Culicidae. Gene Ontology annotation, biological process: spermidine biosynthetic process. Gene Ontology annotation, cellular component: cytosol. The transcript has 3 exons. Gene Ontology annotation, molecular function: spermidine synthase activity. The record is from RefSeq and is a predicted model, not a curated record. Bases 49 to 918 code for a protein of 289 amino acids.
UGAAAAACGCAACAACGAACCGCGGAUCCGUACGCUGCCAAGUAAAACAUGAACCCCCCGACGGACACAUGGUUCCGUGAGGUGUCCGACGAGUUAUGGCCGGGCCAGUGCUUUUCGCUGAAAGUGAAGAAGGUGCUCCACGAGGAGCGCUCCAAGUUCCAGCACAUCAAGAUCGUGCAAAGUGAAUCUCACGGCGUAGUGCUGAUCUUGGACGGCAUCAUUCAGUGUACGGAACGGGAUGAGUUUGCCUACCAGGAGAUGAUCUCGUUUUUGCCCCUCUGCUGCCACCCGAACCCGCAGCGGGUACUGAUCGUUGGCGGUGGCGACGGAGGAGUGGCCCGCGAGGUGGUCAAACAUCCUUCGGUGACGGAAGUGCACCAGGUCGAGAUCGACGACCGGGUGGUGGCGCUCUCGCAGCAGUACCUCCCGUUCAUGGCCUGCGGGUUCCAGUCACCGAAGCUGCAACUGACGAUCGGUGACGGGUUCGAGUACAUGAAGCAGCACGAGGGCGCGUUCGACGUAAUCAUCACCGAUUCGAGCGAUCCGAUCGGGCCGGCCGAAUCACUGUUCCGCGAGUCGUACUUCGAGCUCGCCAAACGGGCACUCCGGCCGAACGGAAUCAUCUGCUCGCAGGGCGGUAGUUUCUGGCUCGAUGCGGAACACGUCCGCGCGACCCUCGACUACUGCCGCAAGCAUUUCCCGCGCGUCACCUACGGCCUGGCGGCGGUUCCUUCGUAUCCGACCGGUCAGAUCGGUUUCUUCAUCGCCAGCCUUAACCCGGAAUCCCAGUUUGUGGAACCGAGCCGAACGUUCACCGUGGAGGAAGUGGACAGGCUUGGGCUGCGCUACUACACAACGGAUGUCCACCGGGCCGCCUUCACGUUGCCACGGUUCGCGGCGAAGGCACUGCACGAGUAACGGCAGGUGGGUUCCGCUCCGUCAUUCCAGUUUUUAUUUUGAGUAUCUUUUGCCACGCUGUCAAAGAUGUGGCCCCGGUUUUAUGGGUGUCGUUACGAAGUAAUAAAUGUUGUUUACUGUUCUUUACCUUUA